Cinclus cinclus is the source of this 993-nucleotide messenger RNA. Its product is annotated as olfactory receptor 4D11-like. Lineage: Eukaryota; Metazoa; Chordata; Aves; Passeriformes; Cinclidae. Gene Ontology annotation, molecular function: olfactory receptor activity; G protein-coupled receptor activity. The record is from RefSeq and is a predicted model, not a curated record. Gene Ontology annotation, biological process: G protein-coupled receptor signaling pathway. Gene Ontology annotation, cellular component: membrane.
AUGGAAUCAAAGACCAUCGCCACCACUGUGAGAGAAUUUGUCCUGUUGGGCCUGACAGAGUCGAAGCUGCAGUAUUGUCUCUGUGUGAUCUUCUUUCUCAUCUGUGUAAUAACCUGGCUACUGAACUUCACCAUCAUUGCCACUGUGGCUGUGGAUCAGCAGCUCCACACCCCCAUGUACUUUCUCCUGGCCAGUCUGGCUGUCCUUGACAUCAAUGAUUCUUUGGUCAAUACUCCCAAACUGCUGUCAGGCCUCCUCACCCAGCACACAACCAUCUCAUUCAAUGAGUGUUUCCUCCGGAUGUUCUUCUUCCAUUUCAUUGGUGCAAUGUCUUUUUUGCUCGUAGGGAUGCCAGUUGAUUGGUACAUGGCCAUGUGUGAGCCACUGCACUACUUGUCCAUCAUGAUCUGGAACACCUGCACAGGAUUGGUGGCAGCUGCAAGGUUUGGUGGAUUUCUUCAUUCUUUUAUACAAACUGGUUUUAUUCUGCAGCUGCUAUUCUGUGGCCCAAAUGUACUGGACAACAGUACAUUUCUACUUUUCUUCUACUGUGACAUCCCUGAAAUCAUCAAACUGACCUGCACUGACACUUGCAUGGCUCAACUAGAGAUGGAUAGUGGAGGGAUCCUCAUCACCCUUUCUGUAAUAUUGAUUAUUUCUUACAUUAUCAUCUUGCUUAAGAUGAGGUUGUGCAUCAUUGCAGGGAAGCAAAAAGCUCUGUCUAGCAGUGGAACACAGAUAACUGUGAGCUUGAUAUUCGUCCCCUGCAUCUUCACCUGUGCCCAGCCUUAUAAGAAAUACCCUAGGGACAAGGUGUUCUCCACUGUUUACACUGUGGUCACUCCAAUGCUAAACCCCAUGAUCUACACACUGAGAAACACUGAGAUGAAAAAGGCCAUCAGGAGAGCACUGGGGAAAAUAUUUCUGUCUGCAGGAUUACAGAAACCAGACCAGACAGUAGAUCUAAAGACAUAAAAUCUGGUGUUUCCAUGA